AUGAAACGUGGAAGGCGUGAGAAGGAGUACAUGGGCCCAGCAGCGGCUGCGCUGCGCCGCCGUCCUGUUUUCCGUGAUGCUCGUGCAUCGUCAACGCAGCUAACCGCCGCGCAGCUCAUUGCCGACGCGCAGGAGAUGCAGCGCAUGGCGGACCCCGGCAACGACAGCACGCGUGUUGUGAUCAACAGUCCAGAGGAGCUCGCCCUCUACCGACAGAAGACGCGCACAGACUUGGAGGAGCGCGUCAAGCGUGGCUACAGUUUGCUUGGCAAUUGGGUGAAGUAUGCGCGCUGGGAGGCACAGCAGAAAGACUUUGAACGCAUGCGCAGUGUGCUGGAGCGUGCUGUGAAGUUCCACGGUACUAACCCUGUCCUGUGGCGCGACUACGCCGAGCUGGAAGAGGAGUACGGGUUCGUCAACCAUGCGAGGGGCGUCUGGGAUCGGGGAGUCACCGCACUGCCGGCCGCCGUAGACCUCUGGCUGAAGUAUCUCGUGCUGGAGCAGGCUGUGGGGCAGGAAAGCCGAGUACGUGACGUGUUCAACCGCUGGCUGUCAGGGCCAACCCCGCCCAAUUGUGCAUGGGAACUCUUUGCACUCUUUGAGGCCCAACAGCAGCGUGCAGACGCCUGCAGAGACGUUAUGCGGCGCUAUGUGGAAGCGCAUGGUACAGUGGAGGCUUGGCUGUUCUACGGUGCUACUGAGUUAAAUGUGCUGAGCAACACAGAGCGUGCGGUAAAGGUGUAUGCGACUGCGAUAGAUUCCCUGCCGGAGGAGUACACCAACGGUGAGAAGGACUGUCGUGUCCCCCUGGCAUGUGCGGAGGCUCUUGCCGCGGCGAAGAAGUUUGAUGAGGCGCGCGAUGUGUACCACCGACUGUUGCGCGACUGUACGUAUGUUGCUGCGCUUGACAAUAUCUUUGCUGCCUACAGUCUGUUUGAGCGGCUUCACGGGGAUGCCGCAAACUACGAGGUGGUGGCUGUUGCUGUGGCCAAGGCGAUGUACCAGCAGCGCAUUGCCCGCGACCCCUGUGACUUUGACGCAUAUGUCUCGCAGUAUCUUCUUCUGUGUAGUGCAGCACGACAGUGUAGUAAUAGCGCGGAACGGAAUGCCCUAGAAGAUGAGUCAGUGAAAUGUCUCACGGCUGCAGCAAACACACAUGUUGAUGGUUGUAAGGAUGCAGCAGCGGCACAACGACGAGCGGUUGUGGUGAUGGAGUAUGCACGUCUUGUAGAAGACCGCGAUCUCGCCGCCGCACGUGCAGCGUUGGCGAGUUGCAUUCGCGAUUUUCCCUUUUCCCUGGCGACGUGCCCUCGACUGUGGGUGGAGGCAUCCGCGCUUGAACAGCGCCACGGCGCGUACCAGCAGGCACGCAAGCUGCUCAGCGCCGCAGUGAAUGUCUCUCCAUGCUCCAACGUAUUUGAUGCGGCGCUGCAGCUUGAAGAGAAGGCCCAUGAGGCAGGCGAGAUCUCCCGCGAGGAUCGCGUGCAGCGAUGCCGCGAUAUUCUUCAAAACGCCAUAAAAAAGUUUCCGCUUGACUUCUCCCUAUGGGAAAAGUAUGCAAAGAUGGAGGAGAAGGAGGGGCAGUUUUGCCGCGCAGAUGCGCUGCGUGUUGCAUGCAUUCGCUCCUUCACCACCUCGUCACGGGCUGCCCUCUCGAUGGCGGAGCGCUACAAGCUGCUGGAGAAAGUUGACGAGGCAUGGGCUCGUCGUCUUGCCCUUAAGCGACGACUCCUCCGUGCGGUUCAAAAGAACCUGCGUAAAGCUGGCAACCCUGUUGACGAGACGGAGACAGAGACGGAGGCGGCUGCACUCCGGCAAAUGUAUCGUGAGCUUCUGGACUCAGUAUGGGACGAGUACAAGUACGAGGCACUCCGAUGGAAGGAAAAGGCGGCAUCGAACAGCGGCGUCCUUGCGUCACCACCAGAGCGGAUGCCAGAGGUGCUUGCACCAGCCAUUGCACGUUGGGGCGAAGCGGUGAGUGCUGUCACCUCAUUUGUGCUUGUGCCCACCCAACGCACAGGUGAGUAUGAGCCAUCCUCUGUGGAUUGGGUGCGCACCGUCUUGCGCGAGAUGUUGGAGCGGGAGCGGCCUGAGUUGUUACGUGAGAUGGGUGGUUUCGACGAUGCGGCGAGCUUUGACGCCGUGCAGCAGAUGAAACGGUGGGGAGAGUUUCUGUUGACACCUAUUGUUACAGAAUGGCGGCGGUUCGAGGCGACGUACGCCACACCCGAGACGCUGGAGGCGGUGACAGCAUUCACGCAGCCGACUAGGCGCCGCACACGUCUGUUCGCGAAGAAGAACCUUAAAUGA
This is a messenger RNA of Trypanosoma grayi, 2310 nucleotides long. RefSeq names its product crooked neck. The coding region runs from base 1 to 2310 and encodes 769 amino acids. The record is from RefSeq and is a predicted model, not a curated record. The transcript has a single exon. Gene Ontology annotation, biological process: mRNA splicing, via spliceosome; spliceosomal complex assembly. Lineage: Eukaryota; Euglenozoa; Kinetoplastea; Trypanosomatida; Trypanosomatidae. Gene Ontology annotation, molecular function: protein binding. Gene Ontology annotation, cellular component: precatalytic spliceosome; Prp19 complex; U2-type catalytic step 2 spliceosome.